Molecule: messenger RNA, 1747 nt
Organism: Bombina bombina (fire-bellied toad)
Lineage: Eukaryota; Metazoa; Chordata; Amphibia; Anura; Bombinatoridae
Gene: SNX20
Product: sorting nexin 20
Exons: 6
Coding region: 46-1419 (457 amino acids)
Biological process (GO): protein transport
Cellular component (GO): early endosome membrane
Molecular function (GO): phosphatidylinositol phosphate binding
Source: RefSeq, a predicted model, not a curated record
CUCACAGGCAGAGAGACAAACGGACCAGAAGGGAACUAUUCUACAAUGACACCUGCCAUGAUGACAGAGGAACAGCUAGCCUGCAGGGCCAACAUGGAAGUUACAAAAAUUGAAAGUCAUGUGGAUGAUAUCCUUAGUGUGGCACAAGAUUUACCAACAUCGCCAACAAAGCCUCAAGAGAGUGGAGCUAGAGACUCAGCACACAUGGGUGGAGAGACAGCUUUGAUAAUGUCCAAAUUUGCCGCAAAUGUAAAAAUGUGUGUCAGUGUUGAAGGUAAAGAAGAUGACAGAACUGUGGAGAAUGUUGUUUCAGAGGCACAAGAUUCACCAGCAUCACCAGCACGAACACAAAAGAGCGGAGACAGUGAGUCUUCAGAAAUGGAUGACGAGACUAUUCAGAAUCUUCAAGGACCCUCAGUAGAUUUGGAAAUGGAGAGCACAGAAGAUGAGGAAAUGGCCUGCACUGAGGAAGACCUCCCCUCACAACCAAAAAAAACACUGAUAUUACCAGCAAAAGUGCAACAGAGGGGCAAUAGAGAUGCUGCAGACAUAGUUGAAGAGAGACCUAAGGAGACACCUGGAACCUCAGAUACCAUUUCUUCUCCAUGUCCUCACUACCUCAUGACAACAAGGGAGCUUCAGCUGUACUGGAAAGCAGAGAAAUCCAAAAGAAAACCAGUUAGGCUUGUUUUUGAUAUUCAGUCCACUCGCAUUGCUGAGGAUUUCCUGUCAAAAUUUGUGUUAUACAAAAUUGUCAUUAUCAAAACAGGAAGUUACGAUGGAAGCAAAGUUUUUAUCGAACGCAGAUACUCUGACUUUGAGAAGCUUCACAAGAACUUGCUGAAAGACUUUAAAGAGGAAAUGGAAGAUAUUAUGUUUCCCAAAAAGGUGUUGAUGGGCAACAUGAUUCCAGAAAUAAUAAAUAAGAGGAUACUGAUGCUAAACGACUACCUCAGAGAGUUGUAUGCUAUAAAAUACAUCAGAAAGUCCAAGAAAUUUAUGGACUUUUUCAUCAAUCCUGAACUUGAGGAAGGUUAUAGUUGUCUGCGUGGAGGACAGUAUGAUAAAGCCCUGGAGAUCUUCCAAAACAUUGUAUAUCUCCAAGAAAAGAUAGCCAGCCAUUUUCCUACUGUAAUGAUUCCAUCCCUCUGUGCCUUGCUUGUAUGUUAUAAAGACUUGGAUGAGAUUGAAAAAGCUUAUGAAGUAGGAACUAAAGUUGUUCCUCUUAUAGAAAAACAUCCCGGACACAAAUAUUAUGUCCCAUUGCUGGAUACAAUGAUUUCACUGGCUUAUAAACUUGAGAAGGACUUUGUGUCGCUGCAGAAACAGCUUUCUAAAGGGGAAAACAUGAUGAGGAGAGGUUUAGAAAUCACUAUGUUUACCUUAAAGGAAAUGGUGGUGCAGGAGUGCACUAGCUGAAGAAAGACAUUGGAGCUUGCAUGACUUGCUUUGUUAUGUUUGAGAUGGAUAGCGCAAAGUCACAUGGUAUGAAAGUUUCAAAUCCAUCCAAUUGUUUUAUAUAAACUUCCUCAAAAAAGACUUGAAGAGCAGGAGAUUGGCAUAUGUGCCCCACAUCCACAGUGUUUUAUAUAUUAGACAUUUUUCUGCCAAUCGCUAUUUAAUAGCUUGUUAUUUAUUGAAUGAUUGUUUUAAAAGCUUCUAUGUAAAGGCUUUUCUUUUGUAUAAAACUGUAAAUAUAAACUUUCAUUGAACAAGUUUCAAUCCUAUAAACUUGGUAUUUUUUUAA